Messenger RNA from Spirodela intermedia, 4038 nucleotides. The record is from the annotation of a GenBank genome assembly. NCBI's taxonomy places the organism in Eukaryota, Viridiplantae, Streptophyta, Magnoliopsida, Alismatales, Araceae.
AUGUCCUCCUCCUCAGGCGUGAUCGUCCUCGACAACGGCGGCGGGCUCUGUAAGGCGGGCUUCGGCGGCGAUAGGGACCCCGUAGCAGUUGUGCCCAACUGCCUCGGCCGACCCGCCGGCGCCGGCGGUAAACGCUGGAUGGUGGCUGAUCAACUCCUGGCGCCCGAGGUCGAUGUCACCUCUUUGGCCCUUCGCCGUCCCUUCGACCGAGGCUACCUCAUUAACACCGACCUCCAGCGGGAGGUUUGGGAUCGGGUGCUCCGCGGCCUUCUCCAUGCCGACCCUGCCCACACUUCCCUCCUCCUUGUUGAACCUCUCUUCAAUAUCCCCUCCAUACAGCGCGCCACCGACGAGCUUGUCUUCGAGGACUUCGGCUUUCAGUCCUUCUACGUCGCCGACUCUCCCUCACUCGUCCACCUCUACGAGGCCAGCCGCUGCCCAGCCCUUGCCACUGCGCAAUGCAGUCUGGUGGUGGACUGCGGCUUCUCCUUUACCCACGCUGCUCCGGUUCUGCAGAAUUUCACUCUCAACUAUGGGGCGAGGAGGCUGGAUCUCGGAGGAAAAGCUCUCACCAACUACCUCAAGGAGCUGGUUUCCUACCGCUCUGUCAACGUGAUGGACGAGACCUUCAUCAUCGAUGAUGCCAAGGAAAAGCUUUGCUUCGUGUCUUUAGACGUGACCAGGGACCUCCAUCUUGCCAGGUAGAACCGCGCCCCCUUAGCUGUAUUCCAUUUAUUUUUCUCUCUUUCGUCCUACGCGCUGGCAGAGUGUAUUCUGCUGCACACGUCGAUCCAUUCACCACCGUCACUUCUCAGAUAUACAUCACCGGCGUCUUGUUGCUUGCCUCUGUGACUGAUUCUUUAAAUUCCUUAUCAGACCACGUCGAAGCGCAAUACUACUUCACCUGGACUCAUGAGUAUGCCAACCUGUGGAUAGGUUUAGAUUUUUGGUUUUCAGCGAGACAAUAAUCUCAAAUGGCUUCUGCCUUCUUUGCUACGCUAGCCUAUGCCCGGAACCCCUUAUUCUUAUCCUUCAAUAUUUUUGUGCUUAACGCCGGAAGCGGCGUAUAUGUCCCAAAAAUAGAAGCCUCAUGUUUCCAGGUGCAUCAUCCCAGGGUAGUUGUGCUGGCCAUGCGUGCUUCUAGAUCUGACUGAAACACAAACUGUUCUCUUGAAGGUUGUCAUGCCUUUAUCAUCAUAAUCUUCACUCAAUACAUCUUCCAAAAUGCUGCACGUUCUUCCGUGGAUACUAUAUCCGAAUGUAAAACCAUCUUUAGAUGGGGUUACCGGAUUUUUUUACACAGAUUGACGACCAUCAGGUUUGUUAGUAUGGAUAGAUGCUUCAAAGUUAUACGCCAGACAGCUGUGAAAUGGGGUAAAUAGCCAUGACUUUUAAGGCACUUGUACGGGAAAUUUUAGUUCGAAUAGACAUGCCAGGCUGCAUUCAUUCAGUUGUUCACAAUAAUAUUACGGUGUAAUGAUUGAUUGGUGGUCUACUUUACAUGUGACAUGCAAAUUAUUAGAAUUAACAAAACCUGAAUUUCAGUGUCGAUUGCUUGAAAUUACUGGACAGGGUGUGGUGACUGGAAAGUUCCCAAGCUGGGCUAAUAGAAUUUUGGAGAUGCUCUGAGAAAAGGGGACUCAUUGUGUCAAGGUACACGAGGAUGACAGUUUUUGAAUUUUUGUGGAAGGAUUUAAUUUGGUCGAAUAUGUUCCUUAUUAUAAUAAGAUCUAACUGUAGAGAAUGCCAAGAUAAGUUGUCCAUCUGUGAUAGCGUUUGGGAACUUUAAGACAUGUAGAAAACUCCAACUGCCUUUUUGAGUAACAAAGAUGGGAACUGUAGUUCAUCUCUUUGCAGGAGUCGUCGUGCUAUGGGAGCUUCUUUUUUGUAGCAUUGAUGAGUCGAUUUUUACCUGUAAAGUCAUUAUAAUAUCAGGAAAUUUAUCCCUAGUAGCAACAUGGGAGAUCCCGAGGAUUUAGCUCUCUUUCAUAUGGUUAAGCAAAUAAGAAUCCUUUUUUUGUUACAUUCUUUAGGCUUUUCUUUUUUGGUUCCGUCUAGGUUCUGGUUAGAUCAGUAGUAGUCUGCUGUUUUGACUUCUGUUGUGUCUUGUGAUUCAUUUAAUUGGCGCAUUUUCUUCCCAAGUUUCUUUUAUUCUAGUGUUUUCAUAAAUAGUUGAUUCCAUCAUCCUAAAAAAUGUUCAGUGAUUGUCAUCUGAGUUGAAACUAUGCUUGAGAAUUUGAAUUUCACUUGAUAUCUACCAUGCUUAAUAAAUUUGAGAAUCAAACUUUAUUGGUAACAUAUGACAUCGAGAUAAAGAAUUUGGUUCCUCAAUUGUAAACCUUGUUGUAAAAAGAGCUCUGGUUCAUUGAUUCAAAGUGUGGGAUCAGAUACUCGGCCAUUUAGGGCCAGAUAUUUUUUCUUACCGGUAUAUUUCAUCAUAACCUUUUAAUAUUUGUCAUUUCCUAGAUAUUUUUGCAUAACCUUCUUCCUAGUUGGCCAUAUCAAGAAUGGUUACUAUCAUUUAUUUCAUGUCCAAUAGGAGGUCAGGUAAAGACAAUCCAUUCAAAUGCACAUACGUCUUGCCUGAUGGAAUUACAUGCACAAAGGGUUUUGUAAAAGACAAGGAUGAAGCAUGGAGAUUCCUUUCUUCCCGAGAUGUGCAGUCACUGCCACUGGCUGCUACAAGGGAAGGAACCGCGCAUUUGGAAGAUACAGAGAAAGCUAAGGAUAGGAGAAUCGAUUUGACAAAAAACGUAACUAUCAUAAAGUGCCUUUGCGCCUCUCCGUUUCAGGAAUUCUCCAUAUGAAACAUUUUUCUUUCUUGCAGGAGUUUAACAUGACAAAUGAGCGCUUCCUUGUGCCAGAGAUGAUUUUCCGUCCCGCUGAUCUGGGUUUGUUUAGUAUUCAUUUCAGAUGGGAUAUUCCUUAGGCCUUUUGACUAUCUAUUUCUUGAUGAUUUCCUAUGUUAACGUUUUGUUAUUGAUGAUUUACUAUAUUGUAUUUAUUGUAUCUACUCGAAUAUAUGUGGAAUCGUGAGGCGGCAGUUAUCUCUCUUGAUGGACAGAAUACGCUCAGACAGUUAUAUCUUCCUAUUUCGAGAUUUCAUCUUUGAUGCAUGUUCACUGUAACACACUUGGGGUUGAUAGGCAUGCACAGCAGUUGUUUUCCUGGGCCUCUUUUCUUGUCGAUAGAUUGUGCUCCAAACAUGAAGCGGAGAUGGUGCUAGGGAUAUUCAGAUUUUGCAUAAACAAGAUAGUUGCUUAUAUAUCAUUCUGGGCUUGUAAAAGACGACGAGUCGUCUGUCUACUUUUCUGGGCGUCUUGUCCUGAUGAUUAGUUGUCUGAAUUUGGUAAAAUGAUUGUUUCGACAUGAUAUUAAGUGCAGUUAAUGGAAUGGCAACGGCACUCUUGCAGGAAUGAAUGAGGCAGGACUCGCUGAGUGCGUUGUUAGGGCUGUCCAUGCAUGCCACCCUCACCUUCAUCCUGUACUCUUUGAGAGGUAGUCUUGCAAUUUCUUUAGUUGUCACAUGAUUUGCUAAUGGUUCUUUUUGCGAGUUUUCCUUAUCUUGGAAGAUGCCAUCAUUUUUUUUUUUCUAAAAUAGGAUUUUCUGUCUGCAGUAUUAUAUUGACUGGCGGGAGUACCUUGUUUCCUCAAUUCGCAGAAAGACUGUAAGUCUCCCUACCCAUCUUGGUUGCGGGGGGUGGUGGGGGGGAGGGGAGGGAGCAGUUGCGCAGAAAUUAAUCGAUGAUUUCGUCUUCUACUUUUCAGACAACAGGAGCUUCGGCCACUUAUACGUGAUGACUACCGUCUGAAGAUAAUAACUCAAGAGGAGUAUGAAUAUGUGUUGCUGAUUCUUGCUUCUCUUUAAAUUGGUUUUUGACCCUUAGUUACUAUUUGGUUAUCCCCAGUCCCAUUCUAGGUGUGUGGCGAGGUGGAUCCCUUCUUGCUUCUAGUCCUGAUUUUGAAGAAAUGUGCGUCACCAAGCUAGAGUAUGAAGAGUUUGGAUCUGCUCGAUGUCGGCGGCGGUUUUUCCACUGA